Messenger RNA from Coffea arabica (coffee), 1817 nucleotides. NCBI's taxonomy places the organism in Eukaryota, Viridiplantae, Streptophyta, Magnoliopsida, Gentianales, Rubiaceae. The record is from RefSeq and is a predicted model, not a curated record.
UUUGUUCAAAGGUUAUGUUUUUAUUGCAGCGGUAUAUUUGUGUUUUUAUGUGUUGUUAUUUAUGUUGGAAGAAGAGCAUGCAAGGAGGACAACAAAAAAAUCCUGCAUUGUAGCAGAUUUAUGUGUUGUUUUUGGCUGUUGUUUUUGGAUUCUGUGCUAUCAGUCCUGGUCAUUCUUAAUGGGUAUUUUGUUAGGCUCACUUUCCUUCUAAGGACUUGUAUGGUUCUUUUGUUAACAUAGGACUCCAAGUGGUCAAUUAACGAGCAUCAGCAUAGUAAUCUUGUUCUUAAAAUGGUACUAAAUGGAAUUCUUUGUUAUUCAUUUUCUCAUUCUUGAUAACAGAGAGAAAAGUAGCAGAAAGUUUUGAUCUUGAUGGAAUCAAGGGCAAUACUUGCCACUGGUUUUGGACCGAGGAAGUGUGCAAAGAUAGGGCAGCCCCUCAAGGAUCAGAUUAGUCGGCUUCCAGAUGAAAUUCUUGUUUAUAUUCUGUCUUGCCUAACGCUAAAAGAAGCUGCCAGAACAAGUGUUCUUUCAAAGCGUUGGAUAGAUCUAUGGAGGUCCAUGGCUUGCCUUGAUUUUGAUGCUUCAAAAGUGCUAAAGAAGAUGUUCUCAAUAUCCAGCUGGGGAAGGUAUGCGGACUUUGUUAGAAAGGAAAGGCGUAAGUAUGUUGAAUGGGUUGACAAGGUGCUGCUUCAAUCAGACAAGUCCUUGGCAUUAGAUGAUUUGAGAGUUGCUUUUUGUUUGGACAAUUUUUAUGGAGACAAGAUUCAUAAAUGGCUUCAGCAUGCAUUUGCAAGGAGAGUGCAAAGGCUAGAAUUGAACGUGUUUGCAGAUGAUGACCCGGCUUCUUCUCAAGAAUCAUAUACUUUUCAUUAUGAACUUUUUUGCCUUAGCAGUGGUCAAUCUCAACCUGGUUACUCUGAAAUCCAUCAUCAUGCACAGAUUGGCUUCAAGUCCCUUAGAGCAUUGAGUUUGAAAAGUCUGAAUGUAACUGGGGAGGUACUGGAAUUCUUCUUGAUCAAUUGUCCAUUUCUUGAGCGCCUGGUAGUGGAGGCCUCUUCAGUUUUGAUCAACCUUCGAGUUUGUGGUCCAUCUAUUGCCUUGAAAUAUCUGGAGAACGUCCCCAUGCUUGUGAAUGUAUGGGUUUCUGGGAAUUCCCGUAACUUGAUCAGGGAUGUUACUUCUUGGCUUUCUUGCUGCUUGUCAAAACUAGAGGUUCUUACUUUACGUGCCAACAAGUUUCAAGUUUCACAGGAAAAAGGAAUUGUUCAUGAGCUUCCUCAACUUACUAAUCUGAAGGAGUUCGUCUUAAUAGCUUCUGCAUCAAAAGAUCGCAGUUUGAUUGGAUUUACUUCUUUGAUCAGGGCUUCGCCCAACUUGGAGAAGUUUGUGCUGAAGCUGGAAUCGUGGUGGGGUGAUAUGGUCAGGGGAGAUAGAAAGUUGAAGAAAGCUGCUAGCUUUCCGCUCCAACAUCUGAAAGUGGUUGAGUUGCUUGGAUACUAUGGUCGCAGAAGUGAACUUGAACUUGUUGAAUACUUCCUCGAAAACGCUAUUGUCCUCGAGAAACUUAUAAUUGACCCUCGUGAUCCUUGUAAUGUCACUUGGCCCAAAACGCGCAAGGAAAGAAAGCAGGAAAAGAAGCAGGAAAAGUUAGCUAGAAUUUGUGCCAAGCAACAGAUCGAGGGAUUAAUACCUUCACAUAUUGAAUUUUCGAUUCUAUAGUUGCAAACAGCAAAUGCAGCUAAAUUUAGGUUCAUGUACAAUUAGUUUUAGCGAUUGCUUUUAAGUUAUCUUAUUUAUAUCUGUGUUCCUUAAAA